AACGGAUAAAACUCACUAACUCAGACAGAGUGAGUGAGAAAGUGAGGAGUUCGUGGAGAUGGAGGCAGUGCAAUUUUCUGCCGUUGCUUCCCGCCAUUUUUCAACGACUAACAGAAGCUUCCAUUGCAACCCGAGAAAAUUGGCGGGAAAAUCGACUAAAUUUGUCUCUGCGUGGACCGGUUCCGGCAGCUCCGCUCGCUUGUCGUCGAGAAAUUUGUUCACUCAAGAGAUAUGGAGCAGGAUAAAUUCCAAAAAUGUUUCUUUAAGAAGAGAUUACAAGAGAAGUUUAGUGAGAGCAGAAAUGUUUGGGCAAUUAACGAGCGGCCUCGAAGCAGCUUGGACCAAGCUCAAAGGAGAAGAGGUUUUGACAAAGGAGAAUAUAGUGGAACCAAUGAGAGAUAUUAGGAGAGCUCUUCUGGAAGCAGAUGUAAGCCUUCCUGUUGUCAGAAGGUUUGUCCAAGCUGUGAGUGACCAAGCUGUUGGUGUUGGCCUGAUUCGAGGAGUAAAACCAGAUCAACAACUGGUCAAGAUUGUACAUGAUGAGCUUGUGAGAUUGAUGGGUGGAGAGGUGUCUGAAUUGGUUUUUGCAAAAUCUGGACCCACUGUCAUACUAUUGGCUGGUCUACAAGGAGUUGGAAAGACAACUGUUUCAGCAAAGUUAGCCUAUUAUCUUAAGAAACAGGGAAAAAGUUGCAUGCUUGUGGCUGGAGAUGUGUACAGACCUGCUGCUAUUGAUCAACUAGUUAUCCUGGGCGAACAGGUGGGAGUGGCUGUUUAUACAGCAGGGACUGAGGUUAAGCCUUCAGAAAUAGCCAAGCAAGGUUUAAAUGAGGCCAAAAAGAAAAACGUCGAUGUAGUCAUAGUAGAUACAGCUGGAAGGCUUCAGAUAGAAAAAACAAUGAUGGAUGAGUUAAAAGAUGUAAAGCGGGUAUUAAAUCCCACAGAAGUUUUGCUUGUUGUGGAUGCAAUGACUGGCCAAGAAGCUGCAGCCCUGGUCACGACAUUCAAUAUUGAGAUAGGGAUUACGGGUGCCAUUUUGACAAAGUUAGAUGGAGAUUCUAGGGGUGGUGCAGCUUUGAGUGUUAAAGAGGUAUCAGGAAAGCCAAUCAAGCUUGUAGGACGGGGAGAACGAAUGGAGGAUCUUGAACCUUUCUACCCGGAUCGCAUGGCUGGACGUAUCUUGGGAAUGGGAGAUGUUCUCUCAUUUGUAGAGAAGGCACAAGAAGUUAUGCAACAAGAAGAUGCUGAAGAAUUACAAAAGAAGAUAAUGAGUUCAAAGUUUGACUUCAAUGAUUUUCUAAAGCAAACCCGUACUGUUGCACGCAUGGGUUCCAUGAGUCGAGUUAUAGGGAUGAUCCCUGGAAUGGCAAAGGUUACUCCUGCACAAGUUAGAGAAGCAGAGAAGAGUUUAAAGAUGAUGGAAGCAAUGAUUGGAGCAAUGACUCCAGAGGAGAGGGAGAAUCCAGAAUUGUUGGCUGAAUCUCCCACCAGGAGAAAAAGAAUUGCUCAAGAAUCUGGGAAAACAGAACAGCAGGUAAGCCAACUUGUUGCUCAACUCUUCCAAAUGCGUGUACGCAUGAAGAACUUAAUGGGUGUAAUGGAAGGUGGAUCUAUUCCUGCACUGAGCAAUCUUGAGGACGCUCUUAAAGCUGAACAGAAGGCUCCUCCUGGUACCGCAAGGAGGAAGAGAAGAUCAGAAUCAAGGAGGCAGUUUGCAGACUCAGCAUCAGUGAGGCCAAGCCCUCGUGGCUUUGGUUCUGGGAACUAGAGCAUAAGUCCAUAAGCAUUGCAAAGAAUGGAGUGGGCUUCAGGGAAACUGGUCAUAUGACCUUGAAUUGUUACUUUUCCUCAGAUAUCUAUCUCUACACAUGAAGGUAGAUUCCCAGAACCAUUGAGCACUGAAAAUUCAUUACAUUCUAAACCUGCGA
Pistacia vera is the source of this 1928-nucleotide messenger RNA. RefSeq names its product signal recognition particle 54 kDa protein, chloroplastic. The record is from RefSeq and is a predicted model, not a curated record. Gene Ontology annotation, molecular function: GTPase activity; GTP binding; ATP hydrolysis activity. The coding region runs from base 59 to 1768 and encodes 569 amino acids. Gene Ontology annotation, cellular component: signal recognition particle. The transcript is spliced from 15 exons. Gene Ontology annotation, biological process: SRP-dependent cotranslational protein targeting to membrane. Lineage: Eukaryota; Viridiplantae; Streptophyta; Magnoliopsida; Sapindales; Anacardiaceae.